Molecule: messenger RNA, 3802 nt
Organism: Bradysia coprophila
Lineage: Eukaryota; Metazoa; Arthropoda; Insecta; Diptera; Sciaridae
Biological process (GO): chromatin remodeling; replication fork processing
Cellular component (GO): pericentric heterochromatin; nucleus
Molecular function (GO): chromatin DNA binding
Source: RefSeq, a predicted model, not a curated record
GUAGCCAUUUGUAGGCCGCCAUCUUUUUGUAAAGUGGCAACUGAAUAAGAGCGCCGUAGUGAAAAUGAUAUUAGUUUCAAAUGAAUAGAUUCGAGAAUUGAUAUCCAUCUGAUCGAAAAAUUUGAUUCGGCUUCAUUAACGUGAUUUUGUUUAUCAUUAAGUUGUUAUUGCUUUGUACAACAUAUAGUGGAGUGUAGAUUUUCGACGGGUGAUUGUGUACUCAAAACUUUUACUGUGUAAAUUGCUUCUGUCGAUCUAUUUCAAUAUUACGGCAGAUAUGGUGGAAAUAAAGGACUACGAUGCCGAUUCAUACGAAUUGGAAUUCGAAGAAGACACGCUGGAAGCGGAACGUAAAUUUUAUGUUCAAAAAUAUCCCAAUGUAAAUAUGGUUGCUGAUCGACGAUUACAUUGUACCACCUGUGAUACUCACAUUGGAUGUGCUGUCGCAAAUGAAUUAACUAUUCGCAUGCAUCCUGUGCUACGUGUAACGCAUUGUAAAAAGUGUCACACAUUCUACAAUAGCGGUGAAUUCAGUAAAGGCGAAGACGGUAGUGAAUUGUACUGUCGAUGGUGUGGUCAAGGUGGCGAGGUGUAUUGUUGUUCGAAAUGUCCGUAUGUUUUCUGCAAGAAAUGCAUUUUGCAAAAUUUGUCCAAAAGUGUCAUCACUGAAAUAGAGAACAACGACGACUGGCAGUGUUUCUCCUGCUCUCCGAAAGUAAUGUGGCCGUUAAGAGCGCAGCACUGGGCGCUUGUCAAUUAUAUUGAAAAGACGAAAAAAAAAGUAUUGAGUGAAGAGAAGGACGAUGAGCAGAUCUACGAAUUGAUGAACAAAGAUCCGACGUUAUGUUGUAAGGAAAAAAAGGCGAUAAGGACUCGGAAAUCUACGAAGAGUAAAAGAAGACGUCGUCACAGUAGCACCUCUGACAGUGAUUGUUCGAUACCCGAGCCAAAACGAAUUCCAGAUCAUUCCGCAGUUUUACCGAAAAUGAUUGCACAACCGCAACAAAAAACUUCCAAACAACUGGAUGAGUUAGUCUGUACCCCAGACAUCUUAAGUAUGUUCAGUGAUGCAGCCGAAGAACCAGCGGCUCCUGCGCCAACCAAAUCUUCGCCUAGAGUACCACCAUCACGAACAAGUUUGUCGGUGAGUCAAAAAUCGGCGACAUCUCAACCGCCGCCCCUAGUGAUACGCCAAUUACCAACUCAAUUGCCAACGCAAUCACCAUCACCAGUACAAACCGUUCGCUUUCCAAACCGUCAAUUUUCUGCUGUUCCACGAGUAGCUGUCCCACCACCGGCCUAUUAUACCGUUAACGGAUUCCGAGUUGAUUUGAAUGCUGCUUCUCAACAGGAAACAUACAGACUGCCGAACGGAAAGUUGAUCCAAGUGAAAAAGCAAACGGCACCGAAUCAAUUGCCCGGACCGAUGAAUCGAAACUCGCCGUUACAGUCGCGAUCUAACGUCAACCCGAAUCCAUAUUCGAUUCGUUUCAAUAUUCAGCAGACUGUACCACCGGCACCCGUUCAAAUUCAGAGUGUACAGACGCAUGUACAGCCACAGCCUGCACACUCGGCUUCCGCCGCACAGACAUUACACCAACAGCACCUUCAACAACAGCAACAAAUUUUAAAUGGAAUAUCAAAUGUAGCAACUGCGCCGGUGCUUCCGGUGGUACAAUCAACUCAAUUGGCAAACCGAUACCCCAGUACACCACUGGGUCAUGCCCAAACCGAGCUGGAGAAGGAAAUCCAUGGAGCACAAGAAAUUUGCCAGCAAAUAGUUGGCAAGUGUAACACACUCAUGAAAUCGAAUGCGUACAAAACAGUGCGAAACUUUAACGACGUCAAGGACUUGCACUUGCAUCUGUCGUAUCUGUUCACGUAUACGAUAGACAAGUUUACGACGUUGCAGACCAAAUGUGCGGAUGCUAUGAAGUCAUUGACAAAUGCCCAUGAUGCAGCCAACAAAUUGGCCGACAAGAAAAACAAAUACACGAACGUGGACGACGAUCUCGAAGUGGUAGAGCCGACAACAGUGUGCAUUGAAAUUGAUUCAGACGAUGACGCUGAACCAAAAAGAGCCCCUGCACCAGCAAGUGUUGAAAAGACAAAAAACAAACAACCGCGUAAGACAACCCAUCAACCGAAGACAACCACACCUCUUUUAGACGGUCCAAUCGAAAUUGUCGAUAACAUUGAUAAUGACGAAUUGGAACUGCCCCUGCCGCCAGUUCUGGAGUCUGACGAUUCGGAAGCAAAUGAUCGUGAAAAAUCAAAAGAUACGUCGAGCGACUCGGCGAAAGAUGUCUCAAACGACUCGGAAUCAUAUGAUCGGGAAAAUGAUGAAAAAUUGAAAUGUACGCCAAUCGUUGCUCUCGAGAAAGAUAAAGAAAUUGAGCGAAAGUUGCAGGAAAUUUUGGACCGAGAAAAAACCGAAAAUGGUGCCGCCUCACCAGUGAACAUUGAGUGCGACGUGCAGAUCAAUGAUGCAGCGAUAGCAAUCGAUAGUUCCAUUGAAGAAAAUGAUAGUGAAACGAAUGCAGUACAAAGAGCGCACGAUAAGGGCGACAAGAAUGACAUUGAGAUGGCGAAUAAUAGGGAUGAUGAGGUUGAGAAGGCAAGCAAUGAGGAUGACGACAUUGAGAUGGCAAAUAAUGGUAACGCUGAGGUUGAGAUGGCAAGUAAUGAAGAUGACAUCGUAGAGAAGGCAAAUGUUGGGGACGAUGACAUUGAGAAGGCAAAUAAUGUGGAUCCCAUCGUUAAGAAGGCAAAUAAUGUGGAUGACAUCGUUGAGAAGGCAGAUGCUGAGGACGAUGAUAUCGUUGAGAAGGCAGAUGCUGAGGACGAUGAUAUCGUUGAGAAGGCAGAUGCUGAGGACUAUGACAUUGCGAAGACAAACAAUGAUCUGCAAAAUGAGGGUGACAAAACCAACGAUGAGUUAAGUGUUGGAAAUGAUGACCAUAGCACCAAAGGCGAUGACAGCGAAAAAAUCGAAGAAAAUCACAAGCCCGAAGACGAGGAUAAAAUGGAAACAAAUGAAAAGCAAGACGACUGCCCAAAAGACUGCGUGGAAAAUGAAGACAAAGCCGAUGAUUUGACGAACGGUCAAACCAAUGAUGAAGAUGUAGCUAUGGCCGAUUGCCAAUUGAACACUGCCGAUUUGAGUUGUCCGGGUAGUCCGGCGCUAACCGACAAUUUGGACAACGAUCUUCUGGACGAAAUGGACCAUCAGAACAAUCUCACCGACAAUUCGUUCGAAAAUAUCUCGUCGCCCGAUAUGUUCGAUGACAUGUCCAAGAAUGGUUUUGAUAAAGCAACAGACCACAUUGUCACCUUAUCAUCAGAAAAUGCCGAUCCAGAUCUCGUGUAGUAGAAUUAGAAGGAAAAUCGCUGCUUGCCAGUGAUUUCAUAUAGUGCAAAGAUGUUUUGCAUCAUUCGGAAUUAUCUAAAUCUAAAUCAUUCUCACAAAUUAUCAAAACUGGAAUGUUUGAGUUUCAAUUUAAAAAAAAAAUGAAAGCAAAAAUCGAAAAUAAAUCGCUGGCACUUUCCAAUCACGCCAAAUUUUAUGUUACGAAAAGGAAAAACUUUUGGUUCUUUUAUACUCUUCUCUUUGAAUGGAAUUUUGUUCUUGUUUUGGUAUAAUAACAUUCACAUGCAACAAUUAAAUUUGAAAUUAAUUUCUAAUUAAAUAUUUUACGCGAACAUAAGAGAGUCAGAGGAACGAAUAAACGAAUAUAUUUUCCAUGAGUUUCAUGAUUUUAUAGAAGAAAAAUAAUAAUAAAAAAAAAUAAUUUUUGGAAAA